Messenger RNA from Cutaneotrichosporon oleaginosum, 981 nucleotides. NCBI's taxonomy places the organism in Eukaryota, Fungi, Basidiomycota, Tremellomycetes, Trichosporonales, Trichosporonaceae. The record is from RefSeq and is a predicted model, not a curated record.
UACCUCGCAUUCACAAUCUGGAGCACGGCAGUCCACCAUGUUCCGCAAUUCGUACGACUCGGACAACACCACCUUCUCGCCGCAGGGCAAGCUGCAUCAGGUCGAGUACGCGCUCGAGGCUGUUAAGCAGGGCAGUGCGGCCAUCGGGCUCCGCUCCUCGACCCACGCCGUGCUCCUCACCCUCAAGCGCAGCACCGGCGAGCUUGCGACGUACCAGAAGAAGCUGAUUGACAUUGACGACCAUGUCGGUAUUGCGAUUGCGGGACUGACCAGCGACGCGCGUGUGCUGAGUAACACAAUGCGCCAGCAGGCGAUGCAGAGCCGCAUGCUCUACGGUCGCCCCGUUCCGGUUGCGCGUAUUGUCCAGACCAUUGCCGACAAGGCGCAGCAGAACACGCAGCAGUACGGGAGGCGGCCGUACGGUGUUGGCUUCUUGGUCAUCGGACAGGACGAAACUGGGCCCCACCUCUACGAGUUCUCGCCCUCAGGAACCGCGUUCGAGUACUACGCGCACUCGAUCGGCGCGCGCUCGCAGAGUGCCAAGACAUACCUUGAGAAGAACUUUGACACCUUCGAGAACGCCGACCUCCCCUCCUUGAUCAACCACGGUCUCUCGGCGCUCGCCGACACGCUGCAGCAGGACAAGCACCUGACGACGGCGAACACUGCUCUUGCUGUCAUCGGGCCGGCUAGCGAGGGUCUCGAGGCGCUGACUGGGCCUGGGUCGGGCGCUGUCCGCCGCGGUGCUUUCCGCGUGUACGAGAACGAGCGCGUCGAUUCGAUUCUGCGCGCGUGGCGCCGCUCGCGUGGCGAGCCUGAGGACGAGCCACAGGAGGGCGGCGAAGGUGAGGGAGACGCGGCUGGGGCUGCGGCCGCGGCUGCUCCUGCUGCAACUGACGCACCUGCCGCGGCAGCAGGAGAGGACGUUGAGAUGUCGUAGCGUCGUAGACGGUAGAUUGUACGUACAUGCACGUGUGAAGC